GCUAGACCCUCCAAAUUAUUACCUAUAGCCCAUCUAUAAUACACAGAGCAGACAGCAUGCACCCCAUUCUCCUUGAUCCGCAAAAUGUCCGCCCCCCCACGCGUGAUGCACCCUCUGGAGUAAUAGCGCCCGAUCAUUUGCCAUCCCCAAAGGCGAUUACGACCCAUCCAUCAAAGCCUGGUGGAGAAAACGCAUCGCUGUUCUUUGUCGGGACAGCGACAACUAUAAUUGAGUGGGCAGGCAUUAGGAUAAUGACAGAUCCUAACUUCCUCCACGCUGGCGACCAUGUUCAUCUCGGUCCAGGAGUCUCAAGCAUGCGACGUACAAACCCAGCCCUUGGUCUUCAUGAACUGCCUCGCAUUGACUUGGUCUUAUUAUCUCAUUAUCAUGGGGGCCACUUUGACCAAAUCGUGGAAGCUUCGCUUCGGCGCGACCUGCCUAUAAUUACCACACCCCAUGCAAAAUCACACCUUACUCAUAAGGGAGCUGAUUCAUUCACUAAUGUUUUUGCCUUGGACCCCUUUGAGUCUCAGAUGAUCAAUAUCAAGAACUCUCUUGGCCCAAGACCCUCUCGACUUCGUGUUACUGGUAUGCCAGGGAAGCAUGUACCCGAAUCUUCGGUCGUGGAAUCCUUGAAUUCAGUGGCUCAUGCAAUUCCCCCUACAAACGGGUGGAUGCUGGAGCUCGGCACAGAGGGCAGCAAUGAGAAUGAAACAGGGUUUGUCUGUGGUUACAGAAUCUAUAUCACAGGGGACACCCUGUUAGUUGAUGAUCUGAAACACAUCGCACAGCGUUACGCCGGUGAGCGCAUUGAUGUUAUGCUGGCUCAUCUAGGGGGGACCACAAUACCAUCACCCUCCUUAGCACCACUUGCGUUACUAGUCACGAUGGAUGCUGAGCAAGGGGUACGGCUGAUUCAAUUGAUACAGCCUGAUCUCACGAUCCCAGUCCAUUAUGAUGAUUACGAUGUAUUUGCCAGUUCGCUGGCUGAGUUCAAAACGGAGGUAGAAAGAGCUGGGCUUGAGAAUAAGGUGGUAUACUUGGACCGAAAAGAGAGGUUCGACUUCGCAGUUGGAGUGCACCCAGGCAAGGGAACGGUGGAUUAAGCGUCACAGACGUGAAGAAUCCUGGAACCCACCGUCCACCAGGCUAGAGUGUCACUCGUUGCGGUUCGGUGCGGAUUGUGCGGUUUUGGUGAUGACACCCUACCAUAACCUGACCAUUGCCAGCCAGGUAGGUUGGGUAUAAAGAAUCUGAUAACCAACGCGGUAUAGGUAGGUUAGAGCUAAAGGUCUACCCUAUGUUAUGCGGUAUCCAGGGGCGCCGGCCGAACCACUCAGCAUUGGCUGUGCUUUGAUGAUUCUUGUAUCUACCUAUUCAUAUAAUAUUUUACUGUGCUAUAAA
Messenger RNA from Aspergillus candidus, 1404 nucleotides. Its product is annotated as MBL fold metallo-hydrolase. The record is from RefSeq and is a predicted model, not a curated record. The transcript is spliced from 5 exons. Lineage: Eukaryota; Fungi; Ascomycota; Eurotiomycetes; Eurotiales; Aspergillaceae. Bases 57 to 1106 code for a protein of 349 amino acids.